Molecule: messenger RNA, 534 nt
Organism: Fusarium tjaetaba
Lineage: Eukaryota; Fungi; Ascomycota; Sordariomycetes; Hypocreales; Nectriaceae
Exons: 3
Coding region: 1-534 (177 amino acids)
Source: RefSeq, a predicted model, not a curated record
AUGUCGGGGUUUGAACUAGACCCGAUUGCGACUGAUGCAUAUACGUUUGCACAUGGGGAAACGUUGUUUACCCAUAUGAAGAUGAUCGACAAUCUAUUGCCAUACUUCAAUAUUUCCUUCGAAGACUUUGUUGUAGCCCCAAAGAAAGCGCUGGAACACACCAAGUGGGAAGACUACGAAAGACUCGUCAACCAGCGUGGAGUUGAGGCUUUGUCAGCAAGCGGCGCCUGUACGACCGUGUUUGACUUCGACUCGAUUUCGUUCCAGGAGGGCCUCGUUACUUGUCUGUGGGAAAUUGCCGAAAGCGCAGACCUGAUUACUCUGUUUAGAUUCACGAACGACUUCGGAAAACGCUGGACCAGGGGACUCAUCCGGUGGGUCAUUAAGGAAGAUGGUCGUAACCGCCCUGGUGCUAAGUAUCUCGUGCUCAGUAAAUACAAGGCAGACGAACAGCCCGACCGAGUUGUCUGGAGGGAGGGGAAACCUGGGUACCAGGAAAAGAAAGGAACAAUGAGCACUGACUCCGAAGCAUAG